GGACAUUGUGCGAAGUAUGGCACAUACACCUUGAUGGAUCUUCGCGACAGAAGAAUUUUGGAUAUACAGCUUGUCCAGGUGAGUGAGAAUAACAAUGAAGUCAAGAAUUCACAUCACAUGGAAGUUGAGGGACUGAAGCGAGGAUUGUCAUUUCUUGAACAGAAAGGGUGUUCCAAUAAGGAAGUCAUCACAGAUCGCCAUGUCUCAGUGAAGAAAUACAUGAGAGAGGAGCACAAAGACAAGAAACAUUACUAUUUGCCAAACCUGUCUCCGGUGUAUCAGACUUAUGCAUUGGAGGUUUUCCACAGUGUGGUAAAGCACUUUGCGCCUAAGAACACCCACUACUUUUAUGCUGCUGCAACGAUAGCAAG
Haliotis rubra (blacklip abalone) is the source of this 371-nucleotide messenger RNA. RefSeq lists its product as uncharacterized. NCBI's taxonomy places the organism in Eukaryota, Metazoa, Mollusca, Gastropoda, Lepetellida, Haliotidae. The annotation marks the transcript as partial. The transcript is spliced from 3 exons. The record is from RefSeq and is a predicted model, not a curated record.